CCCAUGGGGAGGUGGGAGGCCGCAGACCCCACUGCGGGUGGGGAUGGAGCCAGUGAUGGUGGGCGAGGAGGGCAGGGUGUGGGGCUGUGUGGGCUGGCGCGCUGUUGGGGGUUGCACCAGAGACCCUGCGACCCCCUGAUGCCCCAGGCCCCCUGGCAACUACAUGGCCCCUGGCACCUACACGGCUGCCAGGAGAGACAGGCUGUGCUGGGGAGAGCCCCGCUGGGUGUCCUUGCUCCCACCCCAGCGAUGGAGCAUUGCUGACACCACCAGCCCCAUGGCUACUAGGCCUGCAGGGCUCCUGGCCCCAUUACUGGCAGGCCCAUGCUAUCCAUGGGUGCUGGCCAGGCUGGUGGAUGUGCCCCAGCUGUCCUUUCCAUCCUGGUCACAUCAGCAGUGCUGCGCACAGGAAGGGGACGGGAGACGGCAGCUUGUCUUUCCACCUGGCACCCUCAUCCCAGCCGUUGUUUUCUGGGAGAAAGUCCACCUCUUGGCUGGCUGUCAGCAAAACAACAGUUUUCUGUGGCAACACAGCCCCUCUGUAUCCCUGGGCCUGCUGGGCUGCUGGGAAGGUGCCCUUCAUCUUCACGUGCGGAAACAGCCAGAGCGCAGCCUGUUUGCUGCAUCCUGUUACAGUCAGAAAAGCCUGGCUCUGGCUUUCUCCUGCUCCUGCAUGUCUGUCGCUUGCAGAGGUGGAGUGUGUCCUCUUCAACGAGGAGUACAUGACCUGCACGUGGGGGAGCAGAGCGACACUCACGGCCAACUACUCCCUCUACUACUGGUACAGGAACACAUCCAACAAGGUGGAGUGCAAGCACUACCUGCAGGACCAGGGUGUCAGGGUCGGCUGCCACUUCAACCAGAACGAGAUUAUCCAGUUCCAGCCUUUCCAUGUCCUUCUCAAAGCCAGCAUGGGCGGCAGGACCCUGAACAUCACCAGCAAACGCAUGGAGCUGCAGGACCUGGUGAAACCAGAGGCGCCCGUCAACCUGACCAUUCACAACAUGAGCAACAACCAGCUGCAGCUCACCUGGGCCACCACAUACCCCAAAGCCAACUGCCUGGAGCACGCCGUGAAGUACAAGAGCAACAAGGACACCGACUGGACGGAGCUCUCGGUGAAUGGAGAUGUCUUCUCCUUACCCAGCGUGGACUACAAGAAGUUCUACACCUUCUACGUGCGCAGCAAGAUCAACAAAUACUGCGGCAGCACCCAGCUCUGGAGCGAGUGGAGCGUUCCUGUGGUCUGGGGCAGCAACUCCACCAGCAAGGGCACAGUGCACUGGUUCUGGAUCCACACGGUCUUGAUCCCCAUUGCCUCCUGCCUGAUCUUGCUGGUCCUUGUCAUCCUGCUGGUGCGCAUGGAAAGGAUAUGGGUCAUCCUAAUGCCCCGAAUCCCCAACCCCAGCAAGAAUUUCGAUGAGCUCUUCAUCACCCACAAUGGCAACUUCCAGGAAUGGGCUGGAGUCCCCAAAGACGUAGUGGAGAGCUUCAAGCCCAACUACAGCGAGCACAUCUGCUAUGUGAGCGAGCUGCCACCCAAGGACAGCUACGAGCCCCUCUGGGAGAGCGGCAACCCCCCGCCAUCUACGAUGCCCGGGGCCCCAGCUGCCCCCAGCGAGCACAGCCCCUACAAGAACAGCUACGGGAGAGUGUGACCCACCCCUGCACCCCCCACGCUCCAUAGCUCUGCUGCCCAAAACCUCCCUGCUCUGCAGGCCCUGCUCCCUGUUCCCUGCUCCUGCCACGCCUCCUCAGAUGCUCCUGGUUUUGCUUCCUGCCAUGGCCACACUCAGCCCCCUGUGACACAAGGGCUGCACUGCAGCUGCUGGAGGAGCACCCUGUGCUGGGUGCCCUGGGGGCUGCACUGGGGGCACUGGUGGUGCCCUGGUGCCCACAUGACCACACCCAGGGAUGUGUCCUGGCAAGCAGGCAGGGGACACCGGCAAACUGAUGGGGACACGGGGGAUGAGGAGUGCCAGGGGGACCAAGAGUGGAAAAAUAAUGGAAGACACCCGAGGAGAACUGUAAACACGCUCGAGUGACUUGCAGCUGGGUGUAGAAAAACAUAUAUACCAUACUCUUAGUUGCUUAGCCUUGUGCGUUUGGCAAGUAGAACUUCUGUGUUUAGGUAACACAGGCCUAGUGAUAGACUUAGUGGCACCUUAUUUAACAUGCUUGAGAUUCCUGCCCUGCUGUGGGAAAGAUCAAAUCACAGUGGUAAACCAGGGCUGCACAAAUCCUUGAUAAACAGGCAAAGACAGCAGGUUCAGUGAUCCUCCAGCACGGGCCAAGCUCCACAGUACCUGCAUCCCUGCUUGUCUGCCUCUGCCCGGGUGCUGCUUGGGGGAUCCUCCAGUCUUCGAGGUAAUGAAAAUAAAUUUCCUCUUUGCCUUUCA
Empidonax traillii (willow flycatcher) is the source of this 2399-nucleotide messenger RNA. RefSeq names its product interleukin 2 receptor subunit gamma (gene IL2RG). Gene Ontology annotation, biological process: cytokine-mediated signaling pathway. The transcript is spliced from 9 exons. Bases 357 to 1658 code for a protein of 433 amino acids. Gene Ontology annotation, molecular function: cytokine receptor activity; protein binding. Gene Ontology annotation, cellular component: external side of plasma membrane; membrane. Lineage: Eukaryota; Metazoa; Chordata; Aves; Passeriformes; Tyrannidae. The record is from RefSeq and is a predicted model, not a curated record.